AUGCCUCGCAUAAGAGCCCCUUCCAACCUUCCUGACCUCGUCAAGUCGACUUUUACAAGGGCCAGGUCAGAUGGUGACUUGCACUACUUCCCCACCCAAGUCGCUGUACUCAAUGUCGACUCUAUCCCAUUCCAACUACGCUUCUCCCCUUCUCUGGCCAACAAACCCAAGCCGCCGCCGAAAGACAACUCCAAGCCCCAGAAGCCUUUUGAUCCCUUUGAGAACCCCCUGCCCGCCCUCAAAGUCACAGAUCUUGGCCCCUCUCACUACUGUGUCUUGAACAAGUUCGCUGUUGUACCCGAGCACUUCAUCCUUGCUACCAAUGACUUCAAGCCUCAGACUCAUGUGCUUGAAGAGUCUGAUCUAGAAGCUACGCUGGCUUGCAUUGAGGCAUAUGAAACUACCAGAGGACCUGAGACCGAGCAGGGGCACCAAGAUGGAGCAUUGGGCGGCAGAGACGGCCUUUACGCUUUCUUCAACUGCGGCGAUCACUCUGGUGCUAGCCAACCUCAUCGACACAUUCAGCUACUACCAAUUGCAAGAAUGAAGGAUGGGCUCAGAAACGACACCCCCUGGACUGUUUUAGCCGACGAGCUCAAGAUCAAAACUGCCCCUUUUGCCACUUUCACAGAAGACAUCAAUCUCAACAUGUCUGGCACCGAACUUCACGCUAUCUACCUCCGACUCUACCGCAGAGCUUGUCGAGCCGUCACUUCUUACACCAAAGAUGCCGCCCACGAGGGUCAAGCGCCCGCUGAUGGACCUACGCUGAUCAGCUACAACAUGGCCAUGACCAAGUCCACACUUGUCAUAUGUCCUCGACUAGCUGAAGGAGUCAAGCUACGGAGUCAGGAUGGCAAUGUCUUGGGCACAGUGGCUUUCAAUGGGACACUACUUGCUGGUACGGCCUUGGUCAAGAACGAGUUGGAAUGGGAGAUGUUGAAGAAGGACCCUGAUGUGCUGCACAAUAUACUUGGAGACAUCGGCGUGCCUUCUACCUUUGAAGCAGAUGCCAGUAUUUAG
Messenger RNA from Fusarium pseudograminearum CS3096, 1023 nucleotides. RefSeq lists its product as uncharacterized. The record is from RefSeq and is a predicted model, not a curated record. Gene Ontology annotation, molecular function: ATP binding; ATP:ADP adenylyltransferase activity. NCBI's taxonomy places the organism in Eukaryota, Fungi, Ascomycota, Sordariomycetes, Hypocreales, Nectriaceae. Bases 1 to 1023 code for a protein of 340 amino acids. The transcript has 2 exons. Gene Ontology annotation, biological process: nucleotide metabolic process.